AUGGCAACUGUGGAGACGUCAAUGACGCGUGAAUCUUCCGCCGAAUCCAACAUUCUCCUCCUCAACAACAACAACGACAUGACCAUGGACGUGGAUCUGGAGGUACCCGCGUCGACACCACCAACCAGCAUUUCCGAUAGCCGGAGCAUGGAAGACACCAAAUGUGGCGACGAUGUCGCCUUACAGACCUCCGGCGGACGGCCAAAGCGCGUCCGAUCGGGAGUAACAAACUACAAUCUGAAAGCGCUCUCCGAGGCACAGCUGCCCAUUAGCAACGUGGGCAAGAGCAAGGCCAGCAAUGCCCAUCGUAAUGCUUCGGGACUGUCGGGUCGGACGCUAGUAAACCGUGUCGAGGUCAACGAGGAGGAUGAGGAAGAGCCAUUCGUGGCCAAUAUCAACAAGGCGCUCAACGCGGACUGGGAAUUACCUGCUGGAUCAGCAAAGGGGAAGGCAGGUGGCAAGGGCAAGUCACCCGCGCAUGCUCAGCGACGGCCGAGUGUCAAGGAUCGAGUCAAGUCCGGCGUCCUCGAAGCCGGCAAGAAGGCAGCGGGCAAGGCCGGCAAUCUGCGUACCGUGCUAGGGAAGCGAGGCCGUGACAUGAUGGAGUCGGGGAAGCGAGCGUUGGGAAUGGCCGAGGAGGAACAGGCUCCAAGUCCAGCUAAAAGCAAACUGCUCAAGGAGCUCGACUUGGGCAAGGGAGGGAUUCUGGAUGAAAUGGAUCUGGAUGUGGACGUGCCAGUUGUCCCUCUCCCACYUCGCCCAACCAAGCGUGUCAAGCUCACAUGUACUUCUGCACCACUGCAAGAACUCGCUCAACCUACUGGACCUCACCAAAAGACGUCCGACGGUGGACGAGUGAAGAAAUGGCAGACCGAAGGCCUCUACGUCGGCCAGGAAGCCAGCUUUGACCCCGCCCGGAAGGCAUCUAAGAAGCUUCAGAAGAAGUCACUUGCCUCGACGACAGAGGAGAAGGCCGCUAAGUCGUCCAAGCUGAACUUCACGCUGCCCAUGUUUGACUACCUCUCAAAAGAUCGUUCCUUCACCAUCCCAUUCGAUGUGUUCGCACCCUCCCUCACCAAAGGCUCAGAACGCCCCAAAGACUGGCACAAGGUCAACCGCAACCGUCUCGUAGGCGAAGCGAAAGAACUUUGGGAAAAGUCGGAAAAUCUCCCUACCUCCGCCUGUGUCUGCAAGCCUCCUGUCGAUGGAGAAAGUGGAUGCGAUUAUGACUGUCUCAACCGCGUCAUGCAAUACGAGUGUAACGACAAGAACUGCAACCUCGAUCCUGCAAUGUGCAACAACCGAGCCUUCGCCCAGCUGGCCGCCCGAACCAAGAAAGGCGGUGCCUUCGACGUCGGAGUGGAAGUUGUAAAGACUCAUCAACGAGGCUUCGGCGUUCGAGCCGCGAGGUCUUUCGCUCCCGGACAAAUCAUCAUGGAGUACACGGGAGAGAUCAUCUCCGAGGGUGAAUGCCAACGUCGCAUGCGAGAGGACUACAAGGAUAAAGAAUGCUAUUACCUCAUGGAGCUCGAGCGGAACUUGGUGAUUGAUGGGACGAAAGGUAGCAUGGCUCGCUUCAUCAACCAUUCAUGUGAGCCGAACUGCGAGGUCAGAAUGGUCAAGGUCAAUGGAACCCCAAGAAUGGGCGUCUUCGCGGGUAGCGAGACUGGAAUCAUGAGUGGAGAGGAGUUGACUUAUGAUUACAAUUUCGACAACUUCGGCGAGCAGGCGCAGAAGUGUUACUGUGGAAUGCAGAAGUGCCGCGGGACCUUGUCGAGAAGGCUGAAUGCGAAUGAGUUGAAAAAGCAGAGAGUGCUUGAUGAGGCGCGGAGAAAGGUGCUUGCGGAGGAGGCUGCCAGAAAACAGAAGGAAGAAGCGAAGAAAGCAGAGGUUGAAAAGGGCAGAGGAAGUGGGUGGAGAGGAUGGCUUGCCGUGGAUGAUCCGGAAACCAAGGCACGACUCAAGGCUGAAAAGGCCGCCAAAGAGGAGGCAGAGAAGAACUCCACACGCGCUGCGAGGCUGGCGAAACGCAGGGGAAGCGUGGGUGCUGCUGUCGUUGAGAAGCCUGUUAAGGCUGAGCCGAAGAGAAGGAAGACGGUGAAUGGUCCCAACAGCAUCACUGUCGCUGCGACCCGCAAGAGCGAGGAGGCUCCCGUGAAGAGAUCUUCUUCUCAGAGAAGAACCUCCACUGGUUCGAGGUUUACAGAGGAUCUUGAAAACGGCGACCGUCCGACUUCGAAGCGAAGCAUCGUUUCGAAGAAGACGACUGUUACAGUACCUAUCAUCGACGAGAAUGCGAGCAGUGCCGAUGAUGAGAUUACUGUCAGCCCGCCGGUCGAACCUACCGCACCAAAACCACGGCUCACGAUCGAGGCGGUUGCGGUCGGAGUUGCAGAAGAGGACGACGAUGAGGAUGUUGCGAUGGAGGAUCUCGUUGCUCCCGUCGAAGCACCGAAGAGGAGCAGCUCGAUCCGGGAAAGGAUCGGAAAGGUCGUUGCAAAGACGACAGGGAAGCGUCCGGCUAGUGGAAGUGGCAGUGGCGGGUUGAGGCAGAGCACAUUGAAUUUCGGGAGGAAAUGA
Messenger RNA from Ramularia collo-cygni, 2580 nucleotides. RefSeq lists its product as uncharacterized. Gene Ontology annotation, biological process: regulation of DNA-templated transcription. The coding region runs from base 1 to 2580 and encodes 859 amino acids. Gene Ontology annotation, cellular component: nucleus; chromatin. The record is from RefSeq and is a predicted model, not a curated record. Gene Ontology annotation, molecular function: histone H3K36 methyltransferase activity; protein binding. The transcript has a single exon. NCBI's taxonomy places the organism in Eukaryota, Fungi, Ascomycota, Dothideomycetes, Mycosphaerellales, Mycosphaerellaceae.